Messenger RNA from Physcomitrium patens, 2288 nucleotides. Its product is annotated as glucose-6-phosphate 1-dehydrogenase 1, chloroplastic. Gene Ontology annotation, molecular function: glucose-6-phosphate dehydrogenase activity; NADP binding. The record is from RefSeq and is a predicted model, not a curated record. Gene Ontology annotation, biological process: pentose-phosphate shunt, oxidative branch; glucose metabolic process. Gene Ontology annotation, cellular component: chloroplast stroma. Lineage: Eukaryota; Viridiplantae; Streptophyta; Bryopsida; Funariales; Funariaceae.
AAAAAUCCCUCAAAAAUCCCUCAUGCUCUUUAGCCUUUUAGCAGCUCAUCUCAUCACUUGCGCAAGCUGGCGCAUCGCAACGGCGGAUGGGCUGAUCAUCCCCAAGUGUGCUUGCCCUUCAGCUUGCGGCGUCAAUGCCGGCAUCGCUUCCCUUUCAAAUCUCCUCUCACCAGUUUUGUUAAGGGUGCGCUCAAUCCGAUGGACCAGGGGGCAAUGUCGCUCGCGCAGGCUGUGAGCUCAAGCAUCUGCGUGAGGGGACUUGAUGCCCACUUGGGGUCGACGCAAGUAGCCUCUCAGACUGGCCUAGCGUUGCCUGCAGUCUCGGUCGCAAUGCGACGGACCUCUCAGUGUAGGAAUCCUUUUGCUGUGCGGGCGACAGUGACAGGGAACAUGCCAAUUGAAUCUGCUCAGGUGUUGACGAACAACGGAUUGUCUAAGACUGCUGCUUCGACAAAUGGCGCGUCACCUAAGUCCGCUCAUGUGAAUAGUGGGUCAGUGGACACUGAGACCACAGUUAGUAUUACAGUUGUUGGAGCUUCUGGAGACUUAGCAAAGAAGAAAAUCUUCCCAGCUUUGUUUGCACUCUAUUACGAGGGCUGCUUGCCCAAGCAUUUUACAAUCUUCGGUUUCGCACGGAGCAAAAUGACUGACGAAUCGCUUCGAGAGAUGAUAUCGGGAACCCUCACGUGCCGGAUCGAUCAAAGUGAGAAUUGUGGCGAAAAGCAAGAAGAGUUCUUGAAGCGGUGUUUCUAUCAUGCCGGCCAGUACAGCUCAGAAGAAUCUUUUGGACAGCUUUCCGACAAACUUCGCAAGCAAGAGGGAAGCAGAGUUGCAAACCGAUUAUUUUACCUUUCUAUUCCUCCUAAUAUCUUUGUGGAUGUCGCUCGAUCUUCAAGUCUUGCUGCUUCUUCAGCAAAUGGUUGGACACGUGUUAUUGUGGAGAAGCCAUUUGGCCGUGACUCAGAAUCCUCUGCAGAGCUCACUCGAGGCUUAAAGACGUACUUGAAGGAAGAUCAAAUUUAUCGAAUUGAUCAUUACUUGGGAAAGGAGCUAGUAGAGAAUCUAUCAGUCUUGCGGUUCUCAAAUCUUGUUUUUGAGCCACUUUGGUCACGGCAAUACAUAAGGAACGUGCAACUAAUUUUUUCUGAAGAUUUCGGUACCGAAGGACGUGGCGGAUACUUUGAUAACUAUGGCAUUAUUCGAGACAUUAUGCAGAAUCAUCUCCUUCAGAUUCUAGCGCUAUUUGCUAUGGAACCACCUGUGAGUUUGGACGCUGAGGACAUCCGAAAUGAGAAGGUGAAGGUUCUCCGGUCGAUGAGGGUUCUGGAUGUUGACAAUGUCGUGGUUGGCCAAUACAAAGGGCACACCCGAGGGGGAGUGAAGUACCCUGCCUACUUAGAUGAUAAAACUGUGCCCAAAAAUAGUAUUACCCCUACUUUUGCUGCUGCUGCCGUUUUUAUUGAUAAUGCACGGUGGGAUGGAGUUCCGUUUUUGAUGAAGGCAGGAAAGGCCCUCCAUAAGAAAAGAGCUGAGAUUCGAGUACAAUUCAGACAUGUACCUGGUAACCUUUACAAGCGGAGUUUUGGGACAGAUCUUGACCUAGCAACGAACGAAUUAGUAAUCCGUGUGCAGCCUGAUGAGGCCAUAUAUCUUAAGAUUAACAACAAAGUGCCAGGUCUUGGUAUGAGGCUGGAUCGGUCAAACUUGAAUCUGCAUUAUGCUGAUCGGUACGAUCGAGAAAUCCCCGACGCUUAUGAGCGGCUACUACUUGAUGCUAUUGAGGGUGAGCGCAGGCUGUUCAUCCGUAGUGAUGAACUGGAUGCUGCAUGGGCAUUGUUCACUCCUUUAUUGAACGAGUUGGAGAAGCGAAAGAUAAGUCCAGAGCUCUAUCCUUAUGGCAGCCGUGGUCCAGUAGGUGCUCAUUAUUUGGCUGCCAAGUACAAUGUUAGAUGGGGCGAUAACAGCUCGGAGCUCGACAGUGCAUAAUUAUCAAUCCAGCUGCUGUCUUUAGUGGAACAAACCUGGUUUACAGCAAUGAUACCAAUUUGUGAGGAUUUUUAUUUUUGAUUCACAAGCUGGCACAGCAGCUGCACCCGGCCAUUCACGUAAUUAUAUAAUUGGUUCUGAAAUAUUGAAAUAAGGGAAUUGGUAGGUGGCACUUACUUUUCUUAGUUGUUUUCAUUGUGUAGACGUUCGUGUGCCACACCAACAAUACACUAUUGUAACAAGUUUUUUUUAAUCAAACUAGACACUGAUAAGGUUAAAAACCAAAAAAACAACAAUUCACA